Molecule: messenger RNA, 365 nt
Organism: Dipodomys ordii (Ord's kangaroo rat)
Lineage: Eukaryota; Metazoa; Chordata; Mammalia; Rodentia; Heteromyidae
Product: Golgi apparatus protein 1-like
Exons: 3
Cellular component (GO): Golgi membrane
Molecular function (GO): fibroblast growth factor binding
Source: RefSeq, a predicted model, not a curated record
UCUGUCCAGAAGCAGAUUCUAAAACCAUGUUGCAGUGCUUGAAGCAAAACAAAAACAGUGAACUGAUGGAUCCUAAGUGCAAACAGAUGAUAACCAAACGCCAGAUCACACAGAACACAGAUUACCGCUUAAACCCUGUGCUAAGGAAAGCCUGUAAAGCUGACAUUCCUAAAUUCUGUCACGGUAUCCUGUCCAAGGCCAAGGAUGAUUCAGAGCUAGAAGGCCAAGUCAUCUCAUGCCUCAAGUUGAGAUAUGCUGAUCAGCGCCUGUCUUCUGACUGUGAGGACCAGAUUCGCAUCAUUAUCCAGGAGUCUGCUCUGGAUUACCGCCUCGACCCUCAGCUGCAGUUGCACUGCUCAGAUGAG